Messenger RNA from Spathaspora passalidarum NRRL Y-27907, 1624 nucleotides. It is a transcript of the gene LAC1, whose product is annotated as Lac1p. Gene Ontology annotation, molecular function: sphingosine N-acyltransferase activity. Gene Ontology annotation, biological process: ceramide biosynthetic process. The transcript has a single exon. The record is from RefSeq and is a predicted model, not a curated record. NCBI's taxonomy places the organism in Eukaryota, Fungi, Ascomycota, Pichiomycetes, Serinales, Debaryomycetaceae. Bases 150 to 1421 code for a protein of 423 amino acids. Gene Ontology annotation, cellular component: membrane.
AAACUCAUUCACUUCACCCUUUUAUCUUAGUUGUCAAUUCUAAAAGAUCUAACCACCCCUCCUUUCGUUUUUGCUAUUUCUUAGUGCAUAGGUGUGAGUAUAACCAUUCAUAGAUUCCAUAUCAUAUAUCAUAAUAACCCACUGUGACUAUGUCUGCCGUUCAACCAGACAGAAAGAUUGACAGCACGACCCUAUCAAGAGAUACGAACUCUUCAACUUCAUCCACAAACUCUUUCACAGCUGAGGAUAGAAAGUACCACGCAUCAUUUCUAGCGUCAAUAGAAAGAAAUCAAAUACGGUUAUCACGUUCAAUAAUCAUAGUUUUAACAGCAUUACACUUUUCAGGAAUACCAUCUAUAACAAAGUACACCUCCAAGUUUUUCCACUUGCAGAAUCAAAUUGGAGUUGCCAAUAAUCGCCCAAUAUAUGAUAUUCACAUUGACGACACUUAUUAUGUUAUAUUCUGGGUAAUUGCGGUUACUUUCUUAAGAUCGUUCCUCAUGCAAUGGUGUUUUAGUCCAUUUGCCAAACAUUUCUGUAGUAUUACCUCACGAAAGGCCAAGAUUAGAUUUGCUGAACAAAGUUGGUCGUUUGUGUAUUAUACCGUGUCAUUGAUUUGCGGUUGUUAUCUUUAUUACAAUUCUCCUUAUUUCAAUAACGCAGACCAAAUUUUCGUGGGAUGGCCCAAUCAUACCUUACAUGCUUCGUUGAAAAGAUAUUACCUUAUUUCAACUGGAUUUUGGCUCCAACAAAUCUUUGUCCUUAAUAUUGAACAACAUCGUAAAGAUCAUUAUCAAAUGUUUAGUCAUCAUAUAAUUACUUGUUGUUUGAUCAUUGGAUCAUACUAUUACUAUUUUUUCAGAAUUGGACAUUUAAUAUUAAUGACAAUGGAUUCAGUUGAUAUUCUUUUAUCUGGUGCUAAGCUUUUGAAAUAUGCCAAUUAUUCAACUGCAUGUGAUGUGAUGUUUAUUUUAUUUAUGGUUGGCUGGUUAGUUACAAGGCACGGAAUUUAUAAUUAUCUUUUCUACCAUACUUGGCAUAAUGCUCGAAGAUUGAUGGCUGAAUCAAUUUGUGAUCCAACAAAGAUACAAAAAAGAUGUUGGACUCCAACUAUAAUUAAUGUAUUUUUGGGCCUACUUGGUGGAUUACAAAUCUUGAUUAUCAUUUGGAUGUAUUUUAUUUGUAAAGUUGCAUACAAAGUCAUUACUGGCUCAGGUGCAGAAGAUGUCAGAAGUGACGAAGAUGACACUGAUGCAGAAGAAGUUGACGAAAUUGAGCCUGAAAGUGCCUUUGAAGAUGAAACCGACGAAACAGAUGAGCCAAUUGGAAUCAAACUGGUAGGCAUGGAUGCAUUCAGUUCUUCGUCCGAUUCAACUCUUGAUGACGAAUCAGACCGUAGAAGAAGAUUAAGAGGACAAUAAACAAAAUAAGGAUGUAUUGUUUUUGAUAGACAUUUUGAAAACGCUUGAAAUAUAAACGUUGAUUGUUUCCUAUUCUAAUUUGUAUAAUAAUUCUUUGCAUCCCAUUUAAUUAAUUUCUCUUUUUGGGUAUGUUGAAAGAAUAAAUAAUAAGUAAUUGAAUUAUUUGUAGGUCAUAGAAUGAAUAAAAUUUCAAUUAUGCGUAU